ACUGAUAAUGCUGAAUGCACAGGCACACAGGUUGCCAAAUCAAAAUGGUAAUGUGUUUGAUUGAAUGACGUAGGUCUACUGUAUGUCUAUGAUUUGAUCAUCCAGUAUGUCUGGCAAAAACAUCAGACCGGACACGGGGCCUGGUCCUCUCCCUGCCUGUUGACCCUGUUGCGCCGUGCGUGCCUCCAAGGAAGAGCACGUUAGCAUGGAAAUGAUAGCAUUCGAUGGUACUAGGAAGUGCAUCGUCACUACCAAAACAACACUCCAUGCCAUUCGGGAUCCGUGGGGGACGUCCACAGUACCGUUGAAGUUCAAAUUCAAGAUGGUUAAGGGUUAAAACCUCUUAAGAAUCUGACCUGUUUCUUCUUCAAUUUUCGCCUAAAAUGACAUACCCAGACACAACAGGGGUCCAAACUGUAGAACCCAGUUCCUACAUUUGAAUAUUAAACUGAAUUGUAUCAAACAAAACUAUGCUAUAUUUUAUCUCUGGGAUGCUCAGGAUGACAAAUCAGAGCAAGAUUACUGAAUGUUCAUCUCCCUCUGUUGUGCUGGUUCCAGUGCUAGGUUCCAGUGCCGCUACCUUUGCUCCUCCAUCUUCUCUGUUGAGGCCUAGUUGUCCUCCCUGUCCCCCACCUCUAGAUGAACUGUCUGAGAGAGGAGUGGAGCCAGGGCCUGCAGUGGAGGUAGUGGAAGAGGAGUGUGAACUGGUGGAUCUUGAACCAUCAUUAGAGACAGCAGUGGGGGUUGUGGAUCUGGCAGAGGAGGGUGAAGACCUUGACCGGCUGGGGGAGCAGGUUGAGAGCUCCAAGCACACCAAGACAGUCGGGAAGAGGGCACGACAAAACCUAUUCCCCCUCAGUAGACUGAAAAGAUUUGGCAUGGGUCCUCAGAUCCUCAAAAGGUUCUACAGCUGCACCAUCAAGAGCAUGGUGAGAACUGGUUGCAUCACUGCCUGGUAUGGCAACUGCUCAGUCUCCGACCGCAAGGCACUACAGAGGGUAGUGCGUACGGCCCAGUACAUCACUGGGGCCAAGCUUCCUGCCAUCCAAGAACUCUACACCAGGCAGUGUCAGAGGAAGGCCCUAAAAAUUGUCAAAGACUCCAGCCACAAUAGUCAUAGACUGUUCUCUAUGCUACCACACGGCAAGCGGUACCGGAGCGGCAAGUUUGGGUCCAAGAGGCUUCUCAACAAGUCACAAGACUCCUGAACAUCUAAUCAAAUGGCUACCCAGACUAUUUGCAUUGCCCCCCCAGUCACUUUAAUAAAUCUACCUACAUGUACAUAUUACCUCAACUUACCAGUGCCCCCGCACACUGACUCCCCACUGUGUGUGUAUAGUCUCGCUAUUGUUAUUUUACUACUGCUCUUUAAUUACUUGUUACUUUGAUUUCUUAUUCUUACUCAUAUUUUUUUAAACUGCAUUGUGGGUUAGGGGCUCGUAAGUAAGCAUUUCACUGUAAGGUCUACCUGUUGUAGUCGGCGCAUGUGAUUAAUAACAUUUGAAUUGGGGGGGUGAUUUGCUCCUAAACGUCAUCAUCCUCUCUGUGGAGAAUAAAAUAAAGGAAUACAAAAGGAUCGAUAUUGCUAAGAUACACAUCACUACAUUACUGUUAUGUAAAAGCAAUAUACUUAUCGUUUACACCCAGCCUCAACUUUUCUACAAAUUCCCUGCUGGUGACUUUUAUCAUAUCAUCUCACAGCCCUCUCUCAGAGAGACACUGUAAAUGUCUAACUUCUUCAGUAAGUCCCCCUCCCCCACUGCACAUAGCAGGUCAUGGGGAAUUAUAAACUGGUUCCUUUUGUAGUAAUAAUGUGUUCUUUUUUGUUUUUGCUCAAUCUGAUUGGGUGGGCUUGGCUCCCAAGUGGGUAGGCCUGUGUCCCUGCCUCCCAGUGGAAAACUAAUUAGAAAACCUUGUACAAACAGGACACAAUUAGAUAGGCCUACACUGUGUGUUGGCUAUAUAUACAGUCCAAAACAUAUUCAUGCCAAGGCUUUGAAAGCAUCUGUUCAAAAUACCUAAUGUGUUCUCAGUGCGUCCUUUCACAAUGCUGGUAGCAAAAUUACGCAAAAGAGCAAGUCAGACCUACCCAGUCCCACCCAGAUCAUCUGAUAUGACUGUAAAGCUGAUUUUAUUGGUAACAUGACUGUCUAUCUUUCAUUUUACCAGCUGAUAUACCAUAUAGUUUUAGCUUCUCCACACUAACGGACUGAGUCGCAGCCAUCUUAUUUGGGAUCA
This is a messenger RNA of Oncorhynchus keta (chum salmon), 2238 nucleotides long. RefSeq lists its product as uncharacterized. The transcript has 2 exons. Lineage: Eukaryota; Metazoa; Chordata; Actinopteri; Salmoniformes; Salmonidae. Bases 471 to 1208 code for a protein of 245 amino acids. The record is from RefSeq and is a predicted model, not a curated record.